Molecule: messenger RNA, 993 nt
Organism: Oppiella nova
Lineage: Eukaryota; Metazoa; Arthropoda; Arachnida; Sarcoptiformes; Oppiidae
Source: the annotation of a GenBank genome assembly
CCUUUGGCGUAUUUAUUCUCAUUGCGACUGAAGCUGCCGUCCACUGGUUUCGCCAUUUUGGUGGUCAUAUACCUGUUGACAGGAGUGGCCCUAUCGUUGAUCGUGUUUUUCGUGGGCGCCAUCAAACCCAAAGCGCUGGAAGUGACGUCAGGCAUCGCAAACAUACUGCCCGUGUAUGCCAUGGGUCACGGCAUAGAGAAGCUGUACAAACUGGGCUCAUACCAGACCGCGUGCAAACAGAUGUCUCGCGAGCACCUGGAGAGACGGUGUAAAGACAUUGAGUCCAAAGGACAGAAUGAAUACUACGGUUGCUGGAUAAGCAUUGAGCUGACAUACCUCAUAGUUACCGGUGCUGUAUAUGUGUUUAUAAUGUGGUUUAUUGAAGGCAAUUGGGAACGCCUUACAUACAUGUUUAGCACACAAAAAUUGGGAGUGAACGGCGCCGGAAAGACAACCACUUUUCGUAUGCCUACCGGCGAUGAGACGGUCAGUGAUGGCAACGCAUGGAUCGACUCAUUGGCGUUGAGACAACACUUGCAGGCCUUCCAGAAAAGGGUCGGCUAUUGUCCACAGUUUGACGCUUUGCUCAACAAAAUGACGGGAAGAGAGACUCUAUUCUUCUUCUACCGACUCAGAGGUAUGUGCGAAGACAUGAUCGACACAUACGUCAAGGAGUUGACAGCAAUGGUAGACCUCAUCCCUCACGUCGACAAAUGCACCGAAACUUACAGCGGAGGCAAUCGACGCAAACUGUCUCUCGCUAUAGCCCUCUGUGCCGCCCCUCCCGUCAUAUUCUUGGAUGAGCCCACAUCAGGAGUGGAUCCGUCGGCGCGACGCAAGAUAUGGUCGACUCUGACGUCACUCCAGAAGACGUAUGGCUCGGCUUUUAUACUGACCUCCCAUUCCAUGGAGGAGUGCGAAGCCCUGUGCGCUCGGGUGGCUAUUAUGGUCAACGGCAGGUUCCAGUGCUUGGGAUCUGUUCAGCACUUGAGA